Messenger RNA from Neopsephotus bourkii (Bourke's parrot), 1205 nucleotides. It is a transcript of the gene CABCOCO1, whose product is annotated as ciliary associated calcium binding coiled-coil 1. The record is from RefSeq and is a predicted model, not a curated record. NCBI's taxonomy places the organism in Eukaryota, Metazoa, Chordata, Aves, Psittaciformes, Psittacidae. The transcript is spliced from 8 exons. The coding region runs from base 112 to 957 and encodes 281 amino acids.
GAUGGCGCCGGGCCAGGGUGAGCACUCCCGGGGGAGGAGCUCGGCGCUACGCCAGCCGCCAGGGCCCCGCCCCCGUUCCCUGGGCGAUGGGGACGCGGACCCGCGGGCAGCAUGGAGGCGCUAGGGCAGGAAGAAGGCCAAGAUCAGGAUGCCACAAGUGGAAAGAAGGUUAUUAGUCGGACAUUUCUUUCUUUUUCCCAAAUUACUGCUUUGUCAGAACAAAAUGAGGAAGAAGUUCAAAAAAGCCUGAAAGAAUUUCUGAAUUUUAAACAUUUAAAUACAUCUUUCAAAGAAGCUAUUUUGCUAGAUUAUUAUACUGCAGGUUUUUGGUGGGCUAAAGAAAUGAACUUCAGCCUUAUACAGCUCUCAGGAUUCAUGGAUCUGUUAAAUUUCCUGUUGGAGAACCUCAGUGACAAACAUAUGAGCUUAGGAGACAACUUAAAGGAACUUGGAAGAGCAAUGGCUGGAACAGGAGAAACUAAUACAGAAAGCAGUGGUGACUUGAAUUUCUUCAGCAUCGAGCAAGCCAAAGCAGUCAUUGAUUAUUUGAAUAUCAGCUUAUUUAAACACUAUAAACUGUAUGAAUACUUAUUCCAUAGUCCGAGAGAAGAACUUGUGACAAGUAAUGAGUCUGCAAUUGAACUUGCUGAACCUGCAGAUCCUCCCUUCCCUGCUCUGCUGGAAGAAGGCAUACCUUCGGGUAUCUAUUCAUCAUUCAUAACAUCACUAACAGCUGCAGAGACAGGAUCUAAGGGUUCUGAUCAAGGGGAACAGCCCUGUCCAGAGGCAGAUUCCUUUGAGGUAGAUUCUGUGGCUGCUGUCACUGCCGAAGAUCAGAAGUCCGCAGAGUACGAAAUCGCAAAUGAAAUUAUUGGCAACCUUGAGGCAGACAUAAAUGAAAAGCCGCAAAUGCAAGAAGCAGCUUAUACUUCAGAAAAACUAAAAAGUCCUGAAUAGCCAGAUAAGAAAGGUGAUGUUGAGUUUCACAGAAUUGGACAGUAGGGGAUGGCAUGCAGAGGAGACUGGCCCCCUGCUGGAAUGUAAUUAUUUUUGUAUAAAGGAAAAUGACUCUGUUAACAUUUACCUAGAAAUAGUUCAUCCCAGUUCCUCAGAUUUACUGUGUUCUGCCAGUGGUGUUGUUUAAUUUAGAAUUAAGUAGAAGAUUAUAAACAGAAGGAUGCAUAAUUAAAACAUGUUGAAGUUCA